This is a messenger RNA of Rhododendron vialii, 1539 nucleotides long. Its product is annotated as probable strigolactone esterase DAD2. Bases 132 to 932 code for a protein of 266 amino acids. NCBI's taxonomy places the organism in Eukaryota, Viridiplantae, Streptophyta, Magnoliopsida, Ericales, Ericaceae. The transcript is spliced from 2 exons. The record is from RefSeq and is a predicted model, not a curated record.
CUUGACAUGUAUCUAAACCACACAGUACUCCACCAUAUUCAACUCCCCGCACCUACCCAUUAUCCUCUCUCUCCCCUUUACUCUCUCUCUCCCCUCCCUCACUCUCUCUCUCUCUCCAAUUCUCUCUCCAAAUGGGUCAGAGCCUCUUGGAAGCGCUGAACGUCCGCGUCGUGGGCUCCGGCGAGAGGACCCUGGUCUUCGCCCACGGCUUCGGCACCGACCAGUCGGCGUGGCAGCGCAUUCUCCCCUCGUUCCUGCCCUACUACCGCGUCGUCCUGUUCGACCUCGUCUGCGCCGGCAGCGUCAACCCCGACUACUUCGAAUUCCGGCGGUACACCACCCUCGACUCCUACGUCGACGACCUGCUGCACAUACUCGACGCGCUCGGCGUCGAGCGCUGCUCAUACGUCGGCCACUCCGUCUCCGCCAUGAUCGGGAUCCUCGCCGCCAUUCGCCGCCCUGAGCUGUUUACUAAACUCAUCCUCAUUGGAGCUUCCCCUAGAUUCCUAAACGAUGGAGACUACCACGGCGGAUUCGAGCUGGCCGAAGUCGAGAGAGUCUUCUCCGCAAUGGAAGCCAACUACGAGGCCUGGGUCCACGGCUACGCCCCGCUCGCCGUCGGGGCCGACGUCCCGGCCGCGGUCCGGGAAUUCAGCCGCACUCUGUUCAACAUGCGGCCCGACAUCUCCCUCUUCGUCUCGCGCACGGUGUUCAACAGCGACUUGAGGGGCGUCUUGGGCCUGGUCAAGGUCCCCUGCUGCAUCAUCCAGACGGCCAGGGACGUCUCUGUGCCCGCGUCGGUGGCGGUGUACUUGAAAACCCACCUCGGCGGGCGAAACACGGUGGAGAUGCUCCCCACGGAGGGCCACUUGCCCCACCUGAGCGUCCCGCCGUUGCUGGCGUCGGUUAUCCGGCGUCACCUCCCACGGUGACUAGUCGUGCUACGGGGCCCACCAUAAUAAUACCAUCUCCGUCUGAAAAAGAUUGUUCAGUUCACAAAACGAAACCUUAAAACUCAUGCAUUUUAUCAAAAGAAAUUCGAACAUUUUGACGUCGAUUGCGUUUCUUUUCUAAGUUCUCGUUUUGUCGACGGGACAAUAUUUUCGGCACGGCAGAAGUAUCAUAUAGUUGUGGGUCCAAGAUAUAAGGAUAUAAGUACAUCUACAUACUGUGUGGGGACCCAAGGGAGUCUCUUUCACUUUUAAUUUAGUAACAGAUUGGAAAUAAAGAGUGGAGAUGUUGGACACCUGGCGAAUAAGGUUUGUGGAGGCUAGAGGUUAAAAAACAUCGAUAUCUUCGUUUGAGGAUAAGGAUCUGCACGUGAUGGUCACGUGAUGACGUAACCAUUUUUUUGUGUCUUCCUCUUUUUUGUUUUUUUUUUUGUUUUUGUUUUUUUUGUUGGUGUUACUGUUUUGUCCCUGCUUUCAUUUUCUUUUCUGACUUUAUUUGGCAAAUGCCAACGGAGGAAAAUGGAAAAUGAUAGGAAAACUUUUCUUAUGUAUAUACUUUUGUUGAAAAAUCUCAUGCUUGAAAGAAUAU